Messenger RNA from Cydia splendana, 225 nucleotides. RefSeq lists its product as uncharacterized. The coding region runs from base 1 to 225 and encodes 74 amino acids. The transcript is spliced from 4 exons. NCBI's taxonomy places the organism in Eukaryota, Metazoa, Arthropoda, Insecta, Lepidoptera, Tortricidae. The record is from RefSeq and is a predicted model, not a curated record.
AUGUCUUUUUUAAUUGUGAUUUUAUAUAUCAAGAUAUUCUUAAUUGGUAAGUAUGAUGAAAAUAAGCUAAAGAUAGUAAAACAGCUUUUGCAAAUAGUUACAACGCGACCAAUAAAAGUAAAAGCCUUUGGUGGUAUUGACGUCAACAAGACGCUGAUACCCGCGUGCCUCAGCAUCGUCGCGAGCUACACUAUCAUAGCUCUCCAGUUCAACAACAUUGUGUAA